Galeopterus variegatus (Sunda flying lemur) is the source of this 1746-nucleotide messenger RNA. RefSeq names its product inducible T-cell co-stimulator ligand (gene ICOSLG). Lineage: Eukaryota; Metazoa; Chordata; Mammalia; Dermoptera; Cynocephalidae. The record is from RefSeq and is a predicted model, not a curated record. The transcript has 8 exons. The coding region runs from base 61 to 969 and encodes 302 amino acids.
GGUCUCCGCGCUCCGAGGUCCGGCGCCCCGAGGUCUCGGGCCGAAGGUCUCCGCGCCACCAUGCGGCUGAGAAGUCCUGGACUACUUCUACUGCUGCUCAGUGGCCUGCAAGCUGGUAUUCAGGAAAGGGAAGUCAGAGCGAUGGUGGGCAGCGACGUGGACCUCGUCUGCACUGACCCGGAAGGAAGCCAUUUUGAUCUGAAUGACCUUUUUGUUUACUGGCAAAUCAGUGAGUCGAACACUGUGGUGACUUACUACCUCCCUGAAAACACCUCCACGGACCACGUGGACAGCCACUACAAGGACCGCGCCCGGCUCUCACUGGCUGGCAUGGAGCAGGGCAACUUCUCCCUGCGUCUGUUCAACGUCACUCCCCACGAUGAGCAGAAGUUUCGCUGCCUGGUGUUCAGCAAAUCUUUGGAAUUAAAACAGGUUUUGGAAGCUGUGGUCACAUUGCACGUGGCAGCGAACUAUAGCAUGCCUGUGGUCAGCACUCCCUACAGCCCGACGGAGGACGAGGAGCUCACCUUCACGUGCACUUCCACAAAUGGCUACCCGAGACCAAACGUGUACUGGAUCAACAAGACGGACAACAGCCUGCUGGAUGAGGCCCUGCAGAAUAGCACCGUGUCCUUGAACACGCGGGGCUUGUACGACGUGGUCAGCGUCCUGAGGAUCCCGCACACCCCCAACGUGAAUGUUGGGUGCUGCAUCGAGAACGUGCUUCUGCACCAAAACCUGACUGUCAGCAGCCAGACAGGUAACAUGCUCCGGGAGAGGGACAGGAUCUCAGAGAACCCAGGUGGUGCCCACGAGGAGAAGACUGUGGCUGGGUUCAGCGUCUUUGCCGUCUUGUUUGUGCCUGUGGCCGUGGCUGUUGGCUGGGUGUACAGAAGCCGAUGUCACCACAGAAGCUACAGAGGUGCCCAGGCUGCGGUGCCAGCGCUGGAGCUCACUGACCAGGUUUGACGGGAGCUCACACCCAGGACGUGGGUGGGGCUUCUGUGGAUGCCACCGCGCCCGUGUGAGUGGCAGCUUGAGAAUGGACUUGGACAGGCUGGUGGCAGAGGUGCCCCGGGUGUGCCAUCACAGGACAGGAGCCCGGGCUGGAAGGGAGGCGUGGCCCCUUGAAAAGGUCAGCAGUGGAACACAAGUAUCCCCACGUGAGUGGGCGCCCCACCUAUGCUGCCAAACCAAGACAAGAAGGGGGUUCUGAGCACUCAUGGAGCUGGUGUAACAGCCCCAAGCUCUCCUCGGUAUCCCAGACCCAUGCCACAGGACGCGUGGUUUCUGACACUGAAGGAAGGGUGUCCGGUUUGAAAAGAGGAGUGAGGUUGCCCACUCUGUUCCAGGAUCUCUGUUCCAUCUGGAGCCACCCGAGGAGGUUUGCAGGAGACAUGCAAGUGCAGGGAAUGGGCAACACUGAAAAACCCCGGAUGUUCACUGGGAAGAAAACCUGAACUCACGUGUUUUAGUCAAAAGCUAAUUUGCUCUCCUAGAAGCGCACAAGUGGGAUUUUGCCAGAAGAAAGUCUGCUCCUGGGGCCAGCAUGGGCUGGACGUGGGGGUCUCCGAGCUCUUGCUGUGAGGCAUGGAAGAGAGACACCUCUGAGAGGAGUGAAAACACAGCUCAGCUGGGACUGCAAACACGCAUGUGCAGCAGACACGGGCUUUGCCACGUGGUCGUCAGAGUCCUUCCAAGCAGGACUGAAUGAGCGCUCAGUGGCCAAGCUGAGGGCACCAGUGC